This is a messenger RNA of Jaminaea rosea, 947 nucleotides long. RefSeq lists its product as hypothetical. NCBI's taxonomy places the organism in Eukaryota, Fungi, Basidiomycota, Exobasidiomycetes, Microstromatales. The record is from RefSeq and is a predicted model, not a curated record. The coding region runs from base 109 to 816 and encodes 235 amino acids. The transcript has 5 exons.
GCCUGCCAGACGAGACGAAACUGAGGGCUUCAGUGCUGGCUGCAAGACGUGGCUUGACGACCAGCUUGACUCUUCUUCCUUUCAGUCUCACCAACACUCGAAGCCAGCAUGAGUGCCAGAGCUCCAGCUCGUCGCGACUACCAAGCCUGCUCUUCCUUGACACGCGAUGGCAGAGACUACUCACUCAUGCUGCGACGCCACGACGAUGAGUCGGAGGCCAAAGUCAUGGCAAUGAGUGAGGUCGAAUGGGGGAGGUGGUGGAAUAAGAUGGACCAGCGAAAGUUUCAAGCUGGUCAAUCCAUCGACAAGGAUGAGGCGGUCGCAGUGGUCUGCCGCAAUGAGAAUGACCGGCUUCUCUACAAUGGUCGUGACGGCGCCGUGCGGCCCCCUCUGACCUCGAAGGAGACGCCGGAGCAGGCGGCGGCUCGUCGCGUGUCGGUCAAGUUGAGGCCCGGCGCCAGUGCCACCGAGAUCAAGAGGUACCAGAAAAGGGCGCGAGAAGUGCGCUACAAUGCUAAUCCCAAUGGGGCAAAGCGAAGUGACUACGAGCGCAAGAUCGAUCGAACGUACAAGAAGACUGAGCCUGACCGCAAGCGGGCCAUUGCUCGCAUCAGGGCAACUCCAUACGGCCACUUCUUUCCCCUCCUCGACAAGGUACCCCGCCCCCACUCCCCGCAUCCAUGCACAUCCCCCCUCGAAGCGCCGCAAGACGAAGCAUCCCAAGCGCGCGCAGGCACGGGAGAGGGAGGCGAGGGACAACGACAUGGGCUGCGUGGUCGACAAGGGCAAAGCGGUCGAGUGCCUCAUCAAUCUUGAGAGGCAUCGUCUGCUCUUCGUCGCUCGCGGUGGCGCAGUCAUGCCCCCACUGCCGGAGGAGACGCCGGAGGAGGUCAAGUCCACCACUACCUUCUUCCUCCUCGGUCCACCUCACUCUCUGCUCUCACCAU